Klebsormidium nitens is the source of this 1286-nucleotide messenger RNA. The record is from the annotation of a GenBank genome assembly. NCBI's taxonomy places the organism in Eukaryota, Viridiplantae, Streptophyta, Klebsormidiophyceae, Klebsormidiales, Klebsormidiaceae.
GUCAGCUUCCGAUCGUGACCAGCUGGAUUCAAAUGCAGCUGACCUUUCAAUGGGGCGAGGUCCUGAUGUGAGAGAGAGAGGGGAGCUAAGACACGAGCUAGGUUGUUCUGCGAAGAUCCAUCACGAGGUGCAUUUGAUUGAUGAGAAGGGCAUCUUAGUUUUGCUUGAUGCAAUGCAUCUUAAUUACUUAGUUGUGAGGACCUAGCAUGGGGCUGAUGCUCACAAAAGUUAGCAGCUUAGGUCUUUUGUUGCUCUUCCUGAAUUUGAUUAGCACCAUUUGCAGCGCAACCGAAAUAGCGAACCUUGAAGGGGAGGGUGGACUCCAGACAAGCUCAACGUUUUUCAAUUCAAGCCGCAAUCAUUUUAGCAAGAGCUAUAUGAUGGAGGGGAUGGUAGGCGAGAGUGGCGGCGUCCCGGAUGCAUUCGUCACCAGCCUGGCCAUGAUACUGGUGACGGAAGUCGGGGACGAGACGUUCAUCAUUGCUGCCCUGCUGGCAAUGCGGCACUCGCGGGCCAUUGUGCUGGCAGGGGCCCUCAGCGCUCUUGUUGUGAUGACUGUCCUGUCAACCGCUCUAGGAUUUGUGUUGCCCAACGUCAUCUCAAAGAAGCACACAAACAGGGCUGCGACAGUUUUGUAUAGUUUCUUCGGUCUGCGUCUCCUGUACAUAGCAUGGAGAGCAAAGGGUGGAGCCGCUCCUGUGAAUGAGGAAAUCGAAGAAGUAGAAGAUAAGCUGGGAACUGGUGUACAGAACAAGUCAGCUACCAGGCGGUUCUUUGCGAGAUUGUUUACUCCAGUGUUUCUGGAGGCGUUCAUUCUUACAUUCUUGGCUGAGUGGGGUGAUCGAAGUCAAAUUGCAACCAUUGCGCUUGCUGCUCACAAGGAUCCGGUGGGUGUGACGGUGGGCGCGAUACUGGGGCACACAUUGUGUACCUCUUUAGCGGUUGUGGGAGGCAGGUUGUUAGCUAUGCGGAUAUCACAACGAACUGUAGCGGCCAUUGGGGGCUUCCUUUUCCUUGGUUUUGCUGUCCACUCACACUUCUACCCACCUCUCAGCUAGGAGCUUUACUGACGUACGACCAACAGAUGGUGAGCUUCAGCGAUAUUGUUAAAUCGAAGGGUAUUUGUGUAAACAGAUUUCCUUUUUCAGUUUGAACCCGCCCAUGAGAGACUUUGCCCGGCCAGCCUGUUUGCACUUUUGACGGUUCAAACCCGGACUACUACCAAGUCAAGUUCCCCGAUAUACGGGGACCUCAACCGAGUACCAAUAAAACUUCUCAAGGUAAGC